UUAUUUUUAUAACCGAUUAAAAUAUACAACAAAUUAGUACCGAUUUAAAGGUCUGGACAUAUGAUCCGAUAAGAUGGCAAUGAAUGACAUGAAUCUCAAUAUAACGCCUCUAAAUGAUGACAAUGUGGCCGCCGGUAAUACCCGAACAUUGUUGACCACAAGUGGUAUCUAUGGGUCGACACAUACCGGCCCUCGAAAUGUUGGUAUUGAAGGCGGUGUCGGCGCCAGAGUUAUGAGAAACUCAAACGAUUGGAAAUGGGCUAAACAGGAUGGCGGUGAAGGACAUUUGGGAACAGUUCGUAAUUUUGAAUCGGCUGAAGAAGUAGUAGUCGUAUGGGAUAACGGAACGGCUGCUAACUAUAGAUGUUUAGGUGCUUAUGAUCUGAGGAUAGCUGACAGCGCACCCACUGGUGUCAAACACGAAGGAGCGAUGUGUGACUUCUGUAAACAGUCGCCUAUAUUUGGGAUCCGCUGGAAAUGUGCCGAAUGUCCGAACUACGACUUGUGCUCUCUUUGCUAUCAUUCGGAUAAACAUAACUUAAGACACCGUUUCUAUCGAAUCCUUAAUCCCGGAAAUGAAAGGGUUCUUAUAGAGCCUCGAAGGAAGGGCAAGAAGAUUGCAGUGAAGGGCAUAUUUCCCGGCGCUAGAGUUGUCAGGGGUGUUGACUGGCAAUGGGAAGAUCAGGACGGAGGAAAUGGUAAACGAGGAAAAGUUACUGAAAUCCAGGAUUGGAGUGCAACCAGUCCUCGAAGUGCUGCUUAUGUUAUUUGGGAUAACGGCGCCAAAAAUCUUUAUAGAGUUGGAUUUGAGGGAAUGGCUGAUUUAAAAGUAGUUAGUGAUGUUAAAGGACAUACUGUAUAUAAGGAUCAUUUACCACUUCUUGGAGAAUUAGGUGCCGGACGUUCUAGUGUUCAUGGAUUUCAAAUUGGAGAUCUGGUUAAUGUAGACCUGGAUCUAGAAAUUGUACAGUCUUUACAACACGGACACGGAGGUUGGACUGAAGGCAUGUUUGAAUGCUUGGGUACAACUGGAACUGUUGUCGGCAUUGAUGAAGACCAUGAUAUUGUUGUUCUCUAUCCGAGUACUAAUAAGUGGACAUUCAAUCCGGCCGUUCUUACACGUGUUGGUUCAAAUAGUAAUGCUUUGUCAUCACAAAUGAACCCUAACCUUAAUAUUGCAUCUGGAGUUUCACCAGUAAGUAAUAGUGUGACUGCUAGUGGUUCGGGCACACAGGUAGCCACUGCUUCAACAUCUAAUACAUCAAACAUACAGUUUUCUGUGGGAGAUUUGGUUCAAAUUUGUUCAGAUCUCGAAAGAAUUAAAAUUUUACAAAAAGGUCACGGAGAGUUUGCUGAAGCAAUGGCACCAACAUUAGGUAAAAUAGGACGCGUUCAGCAAAUAUAUCACGACAAUGAUUUAAAAGUGGAUGUUUGUGGUACUUCCUGGACAUAUAAUCCGGCUGCAGUCGCCAAAGUAUCUAAUGAUGGAUCAGUUGUUAGUGCGUCUGGAGAAGGAUUGAGUACUAUCUUAAAGAAGUUAUUUGAAUCGCAUGUUUCUGGGGAACCAAACGAAGAAUUAGUAAAAGCAGCGGCCAAUGGAAACAUCCAGAAUUGUGAAGAAAUACUAAAAAGAAUGGACAUCGAUGUUAACGGUGUGUUUGCAAGUCAUACAGCACUUCAGGCCGCUUCGCAAAAUGGACACUCAGAGGUCAUUAAAGUACUUCUCAGAUAUAAUGCAAAUGUCGAGAUUGAGGACAAAGAUGGCGAUCGAGCCGUACAUCACGCGGCUUUUGGUGAUGAACCUGGAGUUAUCACUUCAUUAGCACAGGCAGGAACUGAUCUCAAUGCAAGAAAUAAAAGAAGACAAACACCAUUACAUAUAGCUGUCAAUAAAGGUCACGUUCAUGUAGUUAAGACAUUGUUGGAAUUGGGAUGUCAUGCAAGCUUACAGGACUGUGAAGGGGAUACACCAAUACAUGACUCGAUUAGUAAAAAACGCGAUGAUAUGCUGUCUCUAUUGCUCGACAACAACGCCGAUAUCACCCUAACUAAUAAUAAUGGUUUUAAUGCCUUACAUCACGCGGCACUUCGGGGUAAUCCAAGUGCGAUGAGGAUCUUAUUGUCGAAGUUGGCCCGAACCUGGAUUGUGGACGAAAAGAAAGACGACGGAUAUACGGCUUUACAUUUGGCCGCACUUAACAAUCACGUAGAAGUGGCUGAACUCCUUGUCCAACAGGGAAAGGCUAAUAUGGAUUUACAAAAUAUCAAUUUACAGACACCAUUGCAUUUGGCAGUUGAGAGACAACACACACAAAUUGUUAGAUUAUUGGUACGCGAAGGAUGUAAUCUUAAUAUACCUGACAAAGAUGGAGAUACACCACUUCAUGAGGCAUUAAGACAUCACACGUUAUCACAAUUGAGACAAUUACAAGACAUGCAGGACGUCGGCAAACUUUUGAUGGGAUUGGGAUCUCAAGGCUCAGAGAAAAAGAGUAGCGCUUCGAUCGCUUGUUUUCUUGUGUCAAAUGGCGCUGAUUUGAAUAUUAAGAAUAAGAAGAAUCAAACACCACUUGAUCUCUGUCCUGAUCCCAAUCUUUGUAAUACUUUGAAUAAAUGUUAUAAAGAGAGGCUCUGUGGAGGUCAAGCACCUUCAUCUCCUGUAUCUGUCAGUUCACAGACAGAACAGGAGACUUUAGAAGAAUGUAUGGUAUGUUCUGAUAACAAAAGGGACACAAUAUUUGGUCCGUGUGGUCACGUGGCCACGUGUGCCAUAUGUGCGCCGCGAGUCAAGAAAUGUUUGAUUUGUAAAGAUGUGGUUCAGUCGAGGAAUAAAAUUGAAGAAUGUUUGGUUUGCUCUGACAAGAAAUCAAGCAUUUUGUUUAAGCCGUGUAACCAUCUGUGCGCUUGUGAUGGAUGUGCACCACUCAUGAAAAAGUGUGUUCAAUGUCGGGCUAACAUUGAUCAGGUCAUACCUUUUAUAGUUUGCUGUGGAGGUACAGCUCCUCCGCCACCACAACAACAACAACAACAGCAGCAGCAACAACAACAACAGCAACAAAUCAAUCAACCGAAAGGGGUUAUCAUGAAUAAUGGCGCCCGCGAUGUCUCCAACAAUGAUAUACAGAAACUUCAGCAACAGCUCCAAGAUAUUAAAGAUCAGACUAUAUGUCCGGUUUGUUUGGACCGCAUUAAGAACAUGAUCUUCCUGUGCGGUCACGGGGCCUGUCAGAUGUGUGGCGACCGGAUGUCUAUUUGUCCCAUUUGUCGCAAUAAUAUCGAGAAAAGGAUUUUAUUAUAUUAACAAACCAUUGCUUUUAUGUUUGUUUUGUCUAAACUUUUUACAAUAGUCCU
Oppia nitens is the source of this 3351-nucleotide messenger RNA. RefSeq names its product E3 ubiquitin-protein ligase MIB1-like (gene mib1). Lineage: Eukaryota; Metazoa; Arthropoda; Arachnida; Sarcoptiformes; Oppiidae. Gene Ontology annotation, biological process: protein ubiquitination. The record is from RefSeq and is a predicted model, not a curated record. Gene Ontology annotation, cellular component: cytoplasm. Gene Ontology annotation, molecular function: ubiquitin-protein transferase activity; zinc ion binding; protein binding. The transcript is spliced from 10 exons. The coding region runs from base 74 to 3301 and encodes 1075 amino acids.